AUGAUAUCCCUUAGGCGACUACUCUCUUUAUCUUUCCCCACUGUAGCCUUUUCUUCGUCCAUUUUAUUCCCACAAUCUGCUCAAGUAGCUUUCACCCGAGAUGCCCAACGAGUGCCAGUGCAACUCGGCGUCAUGAGCCAAUGUCCGGAUGCGCUACUUUGUGAGAACGUUUUCGAUGAAGUUCUGAAAAAAGUUUCGGACAAGGUCAACUUCUCGUUGGUCUACAUAGCCAACAUUGACCUGUCUGAGCCCGAUUUCGGCGUGACUUGCAAGCAUGGACCAGGAGAAUGUGCUGGAAAUGUUCAACAGUUGUGCGUGAAGAAAUAUUCUGAGUUUUCACAAUGGUGGGAGUUCGUGAAUUGCAACAAUUUCCAAGGCCGCAGUAAAGUUGGCCUACCAGAAACGGCCUUCAAAUGCGCCAAAGUUGCAGGUCUGGACUGGGACGGGAAUGGUAUUGGGAAAUGCACUGGUCCAAAUGCUAGCGGUACUGGUGCAGAGGGUGUCGCGCUCUUGAAGAACAGCAUUAAUUUGGGUAAACAGAUGGGACUGACGAUUAGUUGCACGGUCGUCAUUAACAACCAGAAAGUCUGUAUUCACGACAGAACCUGGAAGGAAUGCGAGAACGGACAUACUGCAAAUGAUUUUAUUCGGCAGAUAAACGAAGAAUACGACAAGCUGAAUAACUAG
Messenger RNA from Marasmius oreades (fairy-ring Marasmius), 687 nucleotides. RefSeq lists its product as uncharacterized. The transcript is spliced from 3 exons. The record is from RefSeq and is a predicted model, not a curated record. NCBI's taxonomy places the organism in Eukaryota, Fungi, Basidiomycota, Agaricomycetes, Agaricales, Marasmiaceae. Gene Ontology annotation, molecular function: oxidoreductase activity, acting on a sulfur group of donors, disulfide as acceptor. Bases 1 to 687 code for a protein of 228 amino acids.